Penicillium oxalicum is the source of this 684-nucleotide messenger RNA. Its product is annotated as mitochondrial 54S ribosomal protein bL28m. The coding region runs from base 1 to 684 and encodes 227 amino acids. Gene Ontology annotation, cellular component: mitochondrial large ribosomal subunit. The transcript has a single exon. The record is from RefSeq and is a predicted model, not a curated record. Gene Ontology annotation, molecular function: structural constituent of ribosome. NCBI's taxonomy places the organism in Eukaryota, Fungi, Ascomycota, Eurotiomycetes, Eurotiales, Aspergillaceae.
AUGGCAGGCUUACAGAUGAGGUCGGCCAUGGCCGCUCCUUUCUCGCUCACGGCAGCUUUCCGUGCCUUGACCGUCUCCACACCCAAGCGCGCUUUUUCAACAACAUCAGCAGCUCAAUCCGCACCCAAACUCCCCGAAGACGUCCCAUCCUAUCCCUAUGGCCCGCGACAGUGGUACAAGCAGGCCGACACAGGUCUGUACGGUGGUGCUAUGAUUCGAUUCGGCAACAAGAUCUCCAAGGGUCGCAAUGAAGGAAAAACACGACGAAGCUGGAAGCCCAACGUUCGCCGCAAGAAGAUCUGGAGUGAGGCUCUCCAACAACAUCUCUUCAUCAAAGUCACACGCCGAGCGUUGCGAACGAUCAUCAGUGAGGGUGGGUUGGAUAACUAUCUUCUCUCGGACCGACCAGCCCGUCUGAAGGAGCUUGGUGUGUUUGGAUGGCACCUACGAUACCAGGUCAUGCAAAGCCCAACGAUCAAAGAGCAGUUCCGGCAGCAACGGGAGAAGAUGGGUCUGCCAGAGCCCAUGACUUUGGAGGAGUGGCUGAAGUCCAAGGAGGACGAGAUCGAGGCCAAGGUUGAGGAGAGGCUAAACAUCAAGCCUAUCACCAAGCCUCGCCCUAAGGGCCAGGCUGACCCUCAAAACGAUCCUCGGAAAAUUGCGGCUGCUGAGGAGUUGCCUUGA